UGAAUAAAGUGAUUUAUGGAAAUUUGGUUCAGUUGUGUAGGCUGUGAAUUGGAGAAAAGAUUUUCCACUGUAAAAAUGAAAACAAAAAGAGAAGAGUGGGAGAACACUGUUCCUGAGGAAGAGGGAGUUAAGAGGCAGAAGCUGGACGAGCAGUCCUCGCCUCAGCUUGCAUUUGACAACCCACUCCUUCCGCUUGCUUCAUAUGAUGACGAUGAUGAAGAUGAUAUUGUUGACAGACGAGCUGGGGGCAGGGAUAGGGUCAUAAGUAAUAGUGGGAGAGUAGGGCAAAAUGGAUAUGCAUAUGAUGAGGAAGACAGUGAUGAUGAUGAGGAUCAAAGUGCAAUAGGAAGCCAAGGACUGCGUAAUCGCAUGGUGGAAGUAAGAAGGGACUGUCCGUAUCUUGAUACGGUUAAUAGACAGGUCCUGGAUUUUGACUUUGAAAAAUUUUGUUCGGUAUCCCUUUCAAACUUGAAUGUGUAUGCGUGUUUGGUUUGUGGGAAGUAUUACCAAGGAAGGGGGCAAAAAUCUCAUGCAUAUACUCAUAGUCUUGAAGCAGGGCACCAUGUCUACAUCAAUCUUCGAACAGAGAAAGUUUACUGCCUUCCCGAUGGAUAUGAAGUUAUUGACCCAUCACUGGAUGAUAUUCGAUAUGUACUCAACCCAAGGUUUACUAGGGAACAAGUUGAGCAGCUUGAUAAGAAUCGACAAUGGUCCAGGGCACUUGAUGGGUCAGAUUAUCUUCCUGGAAUGGUGGGGCUGAAUAAUAUCAAGGAGACCGACUUUGUUAAUGUCACUAUUCAAUCUUUGAUGCGAGUUACUCCCUUAAGGAACUUCUUUCUUAUCCCUGAAAAUUAUCAAGACUGCAAAUCCCCACUUGUUCAUCGAUUUGGAGAGCUCACACGAAAGAUAUGGCAUGCAAGAAACUUUAAAGGACAGGUGAGCCCGCACGAGUUUCUUCAGGCAGUUAUGAAAGCUAGUAAGAAACGUUUUCGAAUAGGUGCACAGUCUGACCCUGUUGAGUUCAUGUCAUGGCUUCUUAACACGUUGCAUGGAGAUCUUAAAAGUUCAAAAAAAGGCCGAAGCAUCAUUCACCAGUGUUUUCAGGGAGAACUGGAGGUUGUGAAAGAGAUCCACAGCAAAGCUAUGACAGAAAACAAAGAAUAUGGAGAUG
Messenger RNA from Olea europaea var. sylvestris, 1171 nucleotides. Its product is annotated as U4/U6.U5 tri-snRNP-associated protein 2-like. The record is from RefSeq and is a predicted model, not a curated record. Gene Ontology annotation, molecular function: cysteine-type deubiquitinase activity; zinc ion binding. Gene Ontology annotation, biological process: protein deubiquitination. The annotation marks the transcript as partial. The transcript has 6 exons. Lineage: Eukaryota; Viridiplantae; Streptophyta; Magnoliopsida; Lamiales; Oleaceae.